Molecule: messenger RNA, 1896 nt
Organism: Trichoderma gamsii
Lineage: Eukaryota; Fungi; Ascomycota; Sordariomycetes; Hypocreales; Hypocreaceae
Exons: 2
Coding region: 1-1896 (631 amino acids)
Biological process (GO): box C/D snoRNP assembly
Cellular component (GO): nucleus
Molecular function (GO): metal ion binding; RNA binding
Source: RefSeq, a predicted model, not a curated record
AUGUCGACGUACAAUUACGCACCACCUCCCCCUCCGCCUCCCACCUCCGGCGGCGCCAGCUACGGGCAGUCGAGUUCGACCCCGUACGGCCAGAAUCGCGGUGGUGGAUCAGGCAGUCGUCGAGGCGGCCACUAUCAUGGAGGCCGUGGCGACUAUCACAACUCGCAGCCGCGAUACGAAUACACUGGGCAGCCAUACCCAGCCCAACACGCAGUGCCUUACGGCAGCUCUCACCCGCCGGCGAACAGCUAUCCGGCUGCUCAGCCGCAGUGGACUCCAGACCAUGGCCAUGCUGCCGCUCAUCACGCACAUCCGCAUGCUCCUGUACCGCUCUCCGCAACAAACUACCACCCAAACUAUGCUCCCCAGCCUUAUGCUCCCUCUCAAUACCCCCAGCAGGCCCCUUAUGCUGCCCCUCAGCCUUACCCCUAUCAAGCCCCCCCUCCUCCACCCAGCCAGCCGCAGUGGAGCGGACAACCAGCUCAUCAGACAUACGGGAAUAGCAGAGGUCGCGGGGGAGGCUACAGUGACCGUGGAGGUCACAAGCCGUCUCAGGGCGUGCCUCCUGUCCGCCACAGCCAUGAAUAUGAAGCGGCACCUCCUCCGAUAGUUGGCAGCUUCCCUCAGUCGUACCCCCCUGAUCAUCGAGUUGUGCAUUAUCCUCCACCCCAAUAUGCCUAUGCAGCGCCUCCGCCUCCUCCUGUUGCCGCUCGCCACCAAGAACCUUCACACGGCCAAUAUCCUCGCCGAGGGCGUGGCGGGCACAGAGAUGGCCAUGGCAAGGGGCGGGGUAGCCAUCACUCCCACCAUCAUGGAGCUAAUGAUAAGCCACGCCUACCAAAGCCGUCCAAUAACAAUGUGGAUAACUCUUCAAAGCCUGACAAGUCUGAGUCUCCCUCAGUUGGUAAAAAGAAGAAGAGAAAGACCAAUACGCUGGGCCUAACCCCGGGAGUUGACUCGGAAACAGAAGAUGAUGAGGGAGAGGAGAAGACCCUCACCGAGCUAAUUGGUCAAGAAACUCUCAAUAUUAGCGAUGUGACGGCUUUUAUCGCCGAACGAAAGAAAAAGUUCCCUACCAGAGCGCGCAUCGAAGCCAAAAAGGCCGCCGAGUUGGCGCGAAAAGAAGAGGACAAGGCUGCCUCUCUGGAGAAGGAAGCUGAUAGAUUGCGAAAGCAACUGCGAAGAGUCGAGUUUUCCAUCAAGAGAAAGCGAGAGCAAGGUGAUGAGGGUGAUGAAAUGCGGGAGCCCUCUGAUGACUCGUCUGACGAUGAGCCAGAACUCAUGUCUAGCCGCACUCAAACCGCACCACCUCUCUCUUCCUCAGCCAACAAGGCUGAUAUCACUAGGCAUUGCAAAUACUAUUCUACUGGUGGAACUUGCGGGAAGAAGGGCAAGUGCCGCUUCGUCCAUGAUCCCCAAGCUAGGGAAGCGGCGAUCAAAGAACGCGAGGCCAACAAUGGUCGUUUGACUAUCCAGCAGCGCUUAAUCUUGAACGACAAGGAGCAAGAAGACUUGGCUAUCCUUCAAUCCAUUCAAUAUCUUCGCGAGAAAGGCCUCAUGAACACUGCUGGAGCUUCGGCGGUUCCCGCCAGUAAAGAAGAAAAGCAUCCAGCGUCUACAUCCGCUUCCAAACCCACACCAGUGCCCAAAUCUACGCUCACGUCGACAUCUGCGCCUGCUUCUGUUUCUACGCUGCCACCUUCUACGUCCAGUCUCCCUGCUAUCCCACCACAGCCCGCUAAGCGCGAGCCACCUCGCAAAAGCAACCCGCCUCCCUCCAUCAUUCCCACCGCUAAUAGUAUCAGCGCUCAGGGAGUGAAGCACUAUCAGGGUUGGCUCCUGAAACCGUAUGGAAGCUCAAGUGGAAAGCAGUCACGGAGCGAUGAUUUACCUUGA